UGGAAUACACGAAACGCACUACAAUAUUAGGCCGGUCACCUUUAGUCCCCAUUCUUCAUCAGUUUAAUUACUUAGAAAAACACAUUUAAAGGGAGAAUGAUUGAAUGGCGUCAUGAAAUUUAUUUUUGUUGUAAUUGAAGAUAUUUCACUAGAAACAGAUUUAUGUAGCAUCACAGAAUAACAAAUGACAUUGGCAUCUAAGAAUGGUAUACAUCAUCAAUAUCCUUGUUUAAAGACUCAAAAGAAAAUCUUAUGCAGAACACAUAUAACUCUGCUUAUAUAAAUCUUUGGAAUAUUACAGCCAAACAUUUUCUCCUGAACUCAGAUUGAUAACAACAACUGCUUUCUUGACUGUCUGGAAUGUGUCCAAGAUUAUUUCGCAUCUGAAACGAACUUCAGUGGAUUUAUAAAGGGAUUUGCAACGUCCAUGAUAUAUCAGCAAAGAUCACAGUAGUAUAAAUAUUUAUUAGCAAUAAAAUAUAUAAAAGUUAAGAAGAUAAACACCUGGAAAUUGUAGUGAGGAAAGAACAAUGAUGGAAAAUGAAUUAUGUGAGAAUAAGUUUGAAUCUAAAUUACAGAUUGGAAGCAUUGGUUUUUCCAGUGAUAUAAAGGAAGAGAAACUGAAAUCAUCCUAUCACUGUGAUACCUGUGGUAAAUCGUUUUCUCAAAGUGGUGCUUUAAGUAAACACAAACGUAUUCACACAGGAGAGAAACCAUAUUGCUGUAAUAUUUGUGGUAAAUCAUUCACUCAAAGUGGCUGCUUAGUUGUACACAAACGAAGUCAUACUGGAGAAAAACCAUAUCACUGUGAUAUCUGUGGUAAAUCAUUCUCCCAAACCUGUCAAUUAACUCGACACAAACGCAUUCACACAGGAGAAAAACCCUAUCAUUGUGAUAUCUGUGGUAAAUCCUUUUGCGAUAGUGGUGAUUUAACUAAACACAAACAUAUCCAUACUGUAGAGAAACUAUAUCACUGUGAUAUGUGUGGUAAAUCAUUCUCUCGAAGUAGCUACUUAACAUUACAUACACGUAUUCACACGGGAGAGAAACCAUAUCCCUGUGAUAUUUGUGGUAAAUCCUUCUGCCAUAGCGGUGAUUUAACUAAACACAAAAGAAGUCAUACAGGUGAGAAACCAUAUCACUGUGAUACCUGUGGUAAAUCAUUCUCUCAAAGUAGUCACUUAUCAUUGCACAAGCGUAUUCACACAGGUGAGAAAACAUAUCACUGUGAUAUCUGUGGUAAACCAGUUUCUGAAGUUGGUAAGUUACCUAGACACACACGUAUUCACACAGGAGAGAAAUCAUAUCACUGUGAUAUCUGUGUUAAAUCAUUCUCUCAAAGUAAUCACUUAGCAUUGCACAGACGUAUUUACAAAGCCGUGAAACCAUAUUUCUGGUAAAUAAUUUCCUUGAAAUGGUUGCUUAACUGUACACAAAAUAAGUCAUACAGGAGAGAAGCCAUAUCGCUGUGAUACCUGUGAUAAAUCAUUCUCUCAAAGUGGAGGCACAUGGCCUAGUGGUUAGAGCAACGGUCGAGGGAUCGCGGUUUCGAAUCUCAGACCGGG
Molecule: messenger RNA, 1565 nt
Organism: Octopus sinensis (East Asian common octopus)
Lineage: Eukaryota; Metazoa; Mollusca; Cephalopoda; Octopoda; Octopodidae
Product: zinc finger protein 239-like
Exons: 3
Coding region: 531-1400 (289 amino acids)
Biological process (GO): regulation of transcription by RNA polymerase II
Cellular component (GO): nucleus
Molecular function (GO): RNA polymerase II cis-regulatory region sequence-specific DNA binding; DNA-binding transcription factor activity, RNA polymerase II-specific
Source: RefSeq, a predicted model, not a curated record